Cuscuta epithymum is the source of this 4224-nucleotide messenger RNA. NCBI's taxonomy places the organism in Eukaryota, Viridiplantae, Streptophyta, Magnoliopsida, Solanales, Convolvulaceae. The record is from the annotation of a GenBank genome assembly.
UGACAGUUGGGGUGGGGGUGGGGGUACGGCUCCGGACGGAGAAAGUGAGUCCAGAUUUCAAUUGCCUAAAAUCCUAAAUCCAUCUUCCCACUCCCUCUCUCUCUCUCCAUAGCUUGUCUUUGACCUCUGCACUUGCGAUCUCUGCCAGCAGCUUUUUCCCUCCCUUGCAUUGCCUUUGUUAUCUGGCUUUCUUCCUGAACUUCGCAAACCCACCUUAGAUUCAGUUUUCACUAAAAUAAUUGGAACUCCAAAGCAAAUCCGGGGUAAUGGAGGGUCACGUUUCCUUGAGUUGAAAUCAUCAUUAUCGAAGAGAGAACGGAAAAAUGGCAAGAGGGGGAAUAAGGGCAAAGCUUAGCUGGAGCAAUUUGUACACAUUUGCUUGUAUAAGGCCGCCACAAGCUGCUGAGGAUAGGGGGGCCAAUCCGGGUUAUUCACGGAUCGUCCAUUGCAACCAACCCCAACACCAUGAUGUGCAACCUCUGAAGUACUGUUCGAAUUAUAUAUCGACCACAAAGUACAAUGUAUUAUCGUUCCUACCAAAGGCCAUAUUUGAGCAAUUCAGACGUGUUGCUAACCUUUACUUUCUCCUAGCUGCAAUGCUUUCGCUCACACCCGUUUCACCAUUCUCUGCGCUUAGUAUGAUAGCUCCUUUAGUCUUUGUUGUUGGUUUGAGUAUGGCUAAGGAAGCCUUGGAAGACUGGCGGAGAUUCAUUCAGGAUAUGAAAGUCAAUCUACGAAAAGCUAAGGUCCAUAAACCGGGUGGCAAUUUUGGCCCACGACCAUGGAUGAAGCUUCGUGUUGGAGACAUUGUGAAAGUCGAAAAGGAUCAGUUUUUCCCAGCAGAUUUGCUUCUCUUGUCAUCUAGUUACGGAGAUGGAAUAUGCUACGUAGAAACAAUGAACUUAGAUGGAGAGACAAACUUAAAAGUCAAAAGAGCAUUGGAGGUUACCAUGCAAUUGGAUGAUGAUGGUUCUUUCAAAGACUUCAGAGCAACCAUAAAAUGUGAAGACCCCAACCCAAAUCUUUACACUUUUGAGGGGAACCUUGAGUACGAACGUCAAACGUAUCCCCUUGACCCUACUCAAAUUCUCCUCAGAGAUUCAAAGCUGAGGAACACAGCUUUUAUAUAUGGAGUGGUUAUAUUUACUGGUUUUGAUAGCAAAGUCAUGCAGAACUCUACUAAGUCGCCCUCAAAGAGGAGCCGGAUAGAAGAACAAAUGGACAAAAUUAUUUACAUCCUUUUUACUCUCCUUCUGUUGAUCUCCUCAAUUAGCUCAAUUGGCUUUGCUGUGAAGGUGAAGUUCCAGAUGCCAGACUGGUGGUAUUUACACCCUCGGGACGAUGGAAAUGUUUUCUAUAACACGUACAGACCUGCAUUGUCUGGGAUUUUUCAUCUAGUUACUGCUCUAAUAUUAUAUGGAUAUUUAAUACCCAUUUCUCUAUACGUCUCUAUUGAAAUUGUCAAGGUGUUACAAGCACUGUUCAUGAAUCGGGACAUUCAUAUGUAUGAUGAAGAGUCUGGAACUCCUGCUCAAGCGAGAACGUCAAAUUUAAAUGAGGAGUUAGGACAGGUUAACACAAUCCUCUCUGACAAAACUGGUACUUUGACAUGCAACCAAAUGGAUUUCCUCAAAUGCUCCAUCGCUGGAACUGCAUAUGGAAAGCGUGCUAGUGACAUCGAACUUGCAGCUGCAAAGCAAAUGGCUAUGGAGUUCAAUGAGUUGGACCCUGAAAGAAAACCUAACGGAUCAGAAAUUGAAUUAGAGACAGUUACUGCUGGUAAAGAAGAAGAAGACAAAAAACUUCAUAUCAAGGGAUUUAACUUCCAGGAUAGCCGGCUCAUGAAUGGAAAUUGGUUAAAUGAAUCAAAUGCAGAUAUCAUAUUGCUAUUCUUCAGAGUGCUGUCAAUCUGUCACACAGCAAUUCCUGAAGUAAAUGAAGAGACUGGUAGCUUCAAUUAUGAAGCAGAGUCACCGGAUGAAGCGUCAUUUCUUGUUGCAGCCAGAGAAUUUGGGUUUGAGUUCUGUAAAAGAACUCAGUCAAUCAUAGCUGUUCGUGAGAGAUAUCCUUCUUAUAUAAAUCCCAUUGAAAGAGAAUACAAAGUUCUUAAUCUGUUGGACUUCACAAGCAAGAGGAAGAGAAUGUCUGUUAUUGUUCAGGACGGGAAUGGCCAGAUUUUACUCUUUUGCAAAGGAGCUGACAGCAUCAUAUUUGAUAGAUUAGCAAGAAAUGGGAGGAUAUUUGAGGAAGCCACAACCAAGCAUUUGAAUGAUUAUGGGGAAGCUGGGUUACGUACACUUGCAAUUGCAUACAAAAGGCUUGAUGAAGCAGAGUAUUCUGCUUGGAAUGAAGAGUUUGCCAAAGCAAAGACUUCAUUGGGAAGUGACAGGGAAGCGAUGCUUGAACGUUUAUCUGAUGUGAUGGAAAGGGAUCUGUUUCUUCUUGGUGCAACUGCUGUAGAGGAUAAACUGCAGAAAGGAGUUCCUCAAUGCAUUGACAAAUUGGCACAAGCCGGUUUAAAGAUCUGGGUUCUGACUGGUGAUAAGAUGGAAACUGCAAUCAACAUAGGAUUCGCUUGUAGUUUGCUUCGACAAGGGAUGAAGCAAAUAUGCAUAUUGCCAAACGCAGGUGCAGCAACAAAUGACACAAAUGAGGCUGUCAAAGAGAGUAUUUUGAUGCAAAUCACAAAUGGCUCUCAAAUGGUAAAACUUGAGAAGGACCCACUUGCUGCAUUUGCAUUGAUAAUUGAUGGAAAGGCUCUAUCAUACGCUUUGGAGGAUGACAUGAAGCAUCAGUUUUUGGACUUGGCUGUUCACUGUGCAUCUGUUAUUUGCUGCCGUGUCUCUCCAAAACAGAAAGCUUUGGUGACAAGGUUAGUAAAAGAGGGUACCGGAAGAACUACCUUAGCAAUUGGAGAUGGUGCAAAUGAUGUUGGAAUGAUUCAGGAAGCUGACAUUGGCGUUGGGAUCAGUGGUGCAGAAGGAAUGCAAGCAGUUAUGGCUAGUGACUUUGCUAUUGCACAGUUCCGUUUUCUGGAGAGACUUCUUGUUGUGCAUGGUCACUGGUGCUACAAACGUAUUGCUCAGAUGAUAUGCUAUUUCUUCUACAAGAAUAUAGCAUUCGGCCUCACACUCUUUUACUACGAAGCUUUUACUGGCUUUUCUGGGCAGUCUAUGUACGACGAUCUGUAUAUGUUACUCUUCAAUGUGGUUCUAACAUCCUUGCCUGUCAUUUCACUUGGAGUCUUCGAGCAGGACGUGUCUUCUGAAGUCUGUUUACAGACUCGCUACUUUACUCAUUCAAUCAAAAUGCAUUAUUAUGCAGUUUCCGGCACUUUACCAGCAAGGACCAAAGAAUCUGUUCUUUAAUUGGAAUAGAAUAUUUGGAUGGAUGGGGAAUGCUUUUUACGCCUCAGUCAUCAUCUUUUUCCUUAAUCUAAUCAUUUUCUAUGAUCAAGCCUUCCGAUCGGGAGGCCAGACUGCUGACCUCACUGCCAUGGGGACCGCUAUGUUUACUUGUGUCGUGUGGGCCGUCAACUGCCAGGUGGCGUUAGCUAUGAGCCAUUUCACUUGGAUUCAACACAUUUUUAUCUGGGGAAGCAUCGCCACCUGGUACGUAUUUCUCCUGUUCUAUGGCUCGUUAUCACCGGACAUCUCUAAAAAUGCCUAUCAAGUCCUUGUGGAAGCUCUUGCCCCAUCACCGAUUUACUGGUUGGCCACUAUUUUGGUUACGGUGACGUGUAACCUUCCGUACCUGGCCCACAUAUCUUUCCAACGGGCGUUCAAACCGAUGGAUCAUCACAUCAUUCAAGAAAUCAAGUACUACAAGAAAGACAUUGAGGAUCGGCAUAUGUGGACAAGAGAGAGGUCGAAAGCCCGAGAGAGGACAAAGAUUGGGUUUACAGCUAGGGUAGAUGCAAAGAUUAGGCAGUUGAAAGGUAAAUUGCAGAAAAAGUAUUCGGCUACAGCUAUGGCUACAAGAACAGAUAUUUCAUAAUGCUUCUGCACUUUUUUUGCUGCUGAUGUAUAAAUUAGGAUUUUUGUUGUUUCUGGCAAUUUUUAUAGUUCACUUGUAACAUUGUUCUGUCCAGUAUAGUGGGGAGGUGCAUUAGGCUUGCGAUUAUACUUAUUGGAGUAAUACAAAGGCGCUGUUGUAUGUAUCAUUAUAUUUUUUAUUCGGAAAGUAUUUAUGAUUUUGCUAAAAAAGAAACUUUAUUCAAAAUGA